CAGUCUAAUGUUUUAGUGGAUCUCAAGGAAGGAGAAUACAAGGCUUACCUAACGGACUUCGGCUUGUCAAGUAUCCUCUGCGAACGUUUAAAAGAGUGCUCGAUUGAAGCAUCAACAAUUGUUCGGCCUGGCGCAAUCAGAUGGACUGCGCCCGAGUUGAUGAGGUCACCAGACUCCCCUCCCGAUGUCAAACCAUCCACGCAGAACGACAUGUAUUCCUUUGGUCGUGUCAUGUUCCAUUUGUUGACUCUGACUGUUCCUUGGCAUGACAUUGAUGAUUACAGAGUCAUUCAAAAAAUACAAAAUGGAGAGGACGUCCCGCGUCCUGAGGUAUCCGAGGCGACGUCUGACGUCACAGACGCCCGCUGGGAUCAUAUCAAACAGUGUUGGUCAAUUGAUCCAGCUGCUCGUCCA
This is a messenger RNA of Suillus fuscotomentosus, 414 nucleotides long. Its product is annotated as kinase-like domain-containing protein. The record is from RefSeq and is a predicted model, not a curated record. Lineage: Eukaryota; Fungi; Basidiomycota; Agaricomycetes; Boletales; Suillaceae. Gene Ontology annotation, biological process: signal transduction; protein phosphorylation. The annotation marks the transcript as partial. The transcript has 2 exons. Gene Ontology annotation, molecular function: ATP binding; protein kinase activity. Gene Ontology annotation, cellular component: cytoplasm.